AAAAGAGGGAUCUUUGCCGGCGCCGCCUCCUCUUGCACUCGUGCCCGCCGUGCAGUCUUGAUCCGCCGGCGCACUUGCCUUCCAGCCCGCCUCUCUCCAUCGAGAUCCGCCCCACGUUCAGAGGUACCUCCCUCCCCGCCCGGUUCCCUUCUCCGCCUCUCUCUCCCCUGUCCAACACCUCCGUUGCCGAGUCUAGCUUGGACGAACAUCAACCGAAGCUGCAGAAGGGAUCCUGAUUGGAUUGGUUUAAGGGGGAAAAUAAGACAGGUACAAAAUUUUCAGCGUAGGUGUCAAAUCCCCAGCAGAGUUCACGGUACCAGUAACGGAGGAGAUAUUAUGGGUGUUUUGGAGAGCUAGUCCAGAACUGUGAUGGCUUGGAUCGUUGACCUUAACUAAUUACUAGAUUGUACUGUUCGCAAUCUAAAAAAGACCAAGUCAUUACUCGUUGAAAGGAUUAGAGUGCAUCAGCCAUGAUUACUGUGAUAAGAAGCUUCAGUUUUCAAUGGUCGCUGUGCAAAAGGAAUUUUGAUAUUUAAGGGAUGUAUCUAUGUAGCGCGCUGCACAACUUCAGAUUUGUACACAGCUCUGAAUUUGAUUGCUGUGUCAACUAAUUUACAUUGUGCUGGAGAGCUACAGCGACUAUCUUUUGUGCUCUCUUGCUAGUUUGUUGCUAUGUAGUAGUACGUUGUUGUUUCAGAGCUACCUCAAAUAUUAUUGUUUCAUGCUUCUAGUAUGCUAAUCUUCACAUAAUGUUUUUCAUGGCUUUGUUCUGUUUUCCUUGAUGAGUAUAGUGUAUAGUUUUAUCUGUAUUGCAUCAUCGUUUUUCGGACUGAAGGAACUCUGAGACCGCUGGACGUGAUUCGAUCCCUCCUAUUGGUAAGUAUUUUUUCCGUCUUCCCGUUUCUUUUCAUCUUUUUGUAGUCGACGAUCAACCAGAUCUCGUUGUGUUGUCCUUUCUUCUUUUAUUACUAAUAGAAGUCAGUUUCUAAUGGAGUACUCGUUACUUAUAGCAGUCGGUUUCCUUUGUGAUUUUUCAUGUGUUGAUUGCAUCUCAGACCUCGACUGGGCGUUGAAGAUGCAUAGCAGCAGGGCAGAGGAUAUCACGCCUAGGGAGGUCAAGAAGAGGAGGAGAAUUCACAUGGCCAAUGCACGAGAUGGUUGCGGGGCGUCGAUUCCGUAUGAGAUGAUCAUAGAGGUGCUGCAGUGGCUCCCCGUCAAAUCUAUCUUCCGCUUCCGGGCAGUUUGUCGCUCCUGGGAGGCGCUACUCUCCUCCGAUGAAUUCCGCUGCCUCCAUAUGGCAGCAGCUAAGGAUGCAAGGCGGCGGGCACCACCACCCAAGCUGCUAUACAUCUCACCUACCACCACAUUCGACUCCACCGCGGUCUACUCGUGCUCCUUCUCGCCAUCAUCAUCAUCUAGCCGCCCCAGAGAUCGCGGGGACCUACUGUUCACCAUCGAUGGCGCCCGUGGCAACUGUGUGGAAGUAGUGACCCCCGUGCCAUGCCACGGCCUCACCCUCCUCUACGACGCUGUCGGCGCAGCUUUCUACAUCUGCAACGCGGCAACACGAGCUGCUACGCGUCUGCCAGCGUCCACUGAGGAACGAGCAUCCAGAUCCGCUGCUGGGCUGGGGUUUGAUGCCCGCACAGAUGAGUACAAAGUGGUGAGGUUGAUCAAUGGGUUGUCUUAUCAGAAGGACAUGGUGAGGUGUGAAGUUUACACGCCUGGAGGCCGCUUUGGAGAUCGCUGGAGGCCGCCCGCCGGAGGAGUACCCUCCAGCUUGCAUCAGUUUGUAUAUGCUGCUGUUACAAAUGCGGAAUUGAACAAAUUACCUCCUGUGUUUGCCAACGGUUGCCUUCACUGGUUGAUGAGACCUGCCUCUUUCAUCACGACUCCAAGUGUUGCCAUCGUGUCCUUCUCGGUGGCAGAAGAGACCUUCACAUGUCUCCGGUCCCCGCCCUUCUGGGUACCAGGAGCGCCGCCAAACAGGUAUGGGUUGUCCAAAGAGCAACUAGUGGAGAUGGAUGACCAACUAUGUUUGGUCCGAGAUACUCGCAACACAAUCCUUUAUGUUAACGUUUUGGAGAUCUGGAAACUGCCAGACUAUAGCUCGGGUGACUGGUUACUGAGUCAUCGGAUCAAUUUGUCGAGCCACCUGGCAAGAGAUUUACGCGAAUCAGAAAUUCUGAGAGUCAUUGGGUGUUUUGGCAUCACUUCCAGGUCGCCAAGGAAGAAGAUAGUCAUCACUACGAGCAAGCACAAGAUUUUCGACAAGUAUCAGAAAAUGGUUCACACCUAUGACCCUAGGUCCGAAGCUCUAGAAACCAUUCUUUCAAUCACGGAGACGCACUCAACUCCAUAUUAUGGGCCCCCAAGUUCAAGGUUUAGUUUCAUUCAAGACACCCUUGCUCCUGUGCAUAAAACAGAUGAAGAGAUAGCCUUGUCAUCUGAGCUGGCUAAGGUGACUGGAGAGAUCCUACUCCACCUCCCAGCUAAAGCAGUGAUACACUCCAAAUUUGUGUGCAAGCAGUGGUUCAGAUUGAUUGAGAGUGACAAAUUCAUUCAGUCAUACUUUCAGCAUAAAAACAUGGACAAAAGACUUAAGGUCAUGCUUGUGGUCAAGGGCACUGGACAAUUGGGCUUCAGUUUUGCUCCCUUGAAUAAAUGCCUCCAAGAAGCUCCUAGUAACAGUAGAUUACUUGAUACAAAGGUGGUUUGCUCCAAGCCUUGCCAUGGGCUGAACUUGGUAAGCACCGAGACGUACGACUAUCUCUGCAACCCAUGUACAGGUUACCACAUGUUCUACUCGUUGGGGCCAAGUUUGCUGCAGAGAAUGCCUAAAGCAGAAGAGCAUGCUUUCACAGUCGGCAAUAAGAAUACUGGCUUGACUUUCGACCCUUUGACUCAACAACAUGUUAUGGUGGCAAUUUUCUAUCGCCGGAAGGACUUCAAAUCUCGUCAAUAUGACCUGAGAUGCACGUUACGCUGGUGUGACUCUCGGGAUCGCCCCCAACUGAGCUCGGUACCGCCUCUGCCUGUGAAUGACAUGCCACCGGCGUAUGUGGAAGGAAUGCUGUACUGGAUGAGUGAACCAAGGUUGGGACCGAGCUGUGAAUGGAACAUUGUUUCUUUCAACCUUGCUACAAGAAUUUUUGAUGUUGUCACAUGCCCUUCUUGGUUUGCAAGAUGGAAUAGCAGAAACCGCUGUCGUGCAUUUGUUGUUGAGCUCAAGGGACUAUUAUGUGCUGUUCUAGCAGACCCAAUGGCAGAAAAUUUAGAUGUAUGGAAGCUAGAGGAUGGCCAAUGGGGCAGAGCAUUCACAAUUCACCUGGAAGCAUAUCCUGAAUACUCCCUUAAGACAGGUGUCGUGGUGCCAUUAGCUGUUGAUCGCGAUCAUGGGAGGAUCCUGCUCAACACUGGAAGGAAAAUAGGACUGUACGAUCCAGUAGAGCAAGCAAUUCAAAAUUUGUAUUCACUUGAUCAGGUGCCGGUUGUCAGAAGCUGUAGUCCACACCACCAUAAGUUUCUUGAUAUGCCUUCAACUUCAUCAGCGAAUAGUUUGACAUGCUCCAAAGAAGACCCAGCGGCGGAGUUGAAUAUAAUGGACUCUAAGAUGAUUCCUUGUGUUCCAAUGUUAUAUGAGGAGAGCUUGGCAUGUUACACCCGUGUGCCCAAAAAACAAUUGCUGUGGUCAUACAUUUUCAUUGCACCUACCCUUAUAUAAACUAUCUAUGUGUGAUAUCUUGCUUGCAUGUUGGCGAACUGAAACACCAAGCUUUGAUAAUGUAAUAGUAUUGAACAUUUUUUAUUGCGAGUAUAUCAUUUUGCUUUUGAAUUA
This is a messenger RNA of Triticum dicoccoides, 3838 nucleotides long. RefSeq lists its product as uncharacterized. The record is from RefSeq and is a predicted model, not a curated record. The coding region runs from base 989 to 3724 and encodes 911 amino acids. The transcript has a single exon. NCBI's taxonomy places the organism in Eukaryota, Viridiplantae, Streptophyta, Magnoliopsida, Poales, Poaceae. Gene Ontology annotation, molecular function: protein binding.